Messenger RNA from Mytilus californianus (California mussel), 8281 nucleotides. Its product is annotated as clustered mitochondria protein homolog. The transcript has 35 exons. Gene Ontology annotation, molecular function: mRNA binding; protein binding. NCBI's taxonomy places the organism in Eukaryota, Metazoa, Mollusca, Bivalvia, Mytilida, Mytilidae. The record is from RefSeq and is a predicted model, not a curated record. Gene Ontology annotation, biological process: intracellular distribution of mitochondria. Bases 56 to 4162 code for a protein of 1368 amino acids. Gene Ontology annotation, cellular component: cytoplasm.
UAUAGAACACAGUUGCUACUGAACACACGUGUUGAGGUUGUAAAAUCGUAGAUUGAUGGCUGGAAUAUCGGAUGUUACGGAUGGAGAAAAUAAUGUUGAUAGUGCACAAGAAAGAAAAAGAGUAAUGGAACCAAACAAAGAAAGAGUUAUUAACGGACACGGAAAAACUACAGACAGUGAUCAGGCUCCAAGUAGUCCUGUGAUGAAUGGUCUAAGUGAUGAGUCCACGUCCUCUUCUUCAUCAGGAGACGAAAGCCCGGUCAAAGACAAAGAAGAAAAAACAGAGAAAGAUGCAGAGGAUGAUACAAAGAAAGAAGAACAAGAGAUGGUUCUGAUUCAAGAUACUGGAUUUAAUGUCAAAAUAGUUGUCCCAGGGAUGAGCGAAAGAAUAGAAUUACCAGUGAGUUCUAUGGAGCUGGUACAAGAAAUCCACCAAGUUCUUAUGGACAGGGAAGAUACCUGUCACAGAACAUGUUUCUCGAUACAGCUCGACGGAACCACGCUGGAUAAUUUUGCUGAACUGAAAAGUAUAGAAAGUCUAAAGGAAGGAUCCAUCAUCAAAGUUGUUGAAGAGCCAUACACAGUAAGAGAAGCUAGAAUCCAUGUCCGACAUAUUAGAGAUCUGCUUAAAUCUAUAGAUCCAGCUGAUGCUUACAAUGGUGUUGACUGUAAUUCUAUGUCCUUCUUAAAUGUUGUCACAUCUGGGGACAUUCUCGAUAAGAAACGAACAAAGCCAGAAUCUAUUGACUGUACACCACCAGAUUUUAUCAUGCCAAAUAGUAAAGAAAGACCCCUGUUACCUCUGCAUCCAAAUAUCAAGGAACUUAAGGGUCCACAGUGUAUUAAAGUAUUAACUUAUAGUGGAUGGAACCCACCACCAGGCAACAGAAAAAUGCAUGGUGAUUUGUUGUAUUUAUAUGUUCUUACAUUAGAAGAAAAAAAGUACCACAUAACUGCAUCAACUAGAGGAUUUUAUGUAAAUCAAUCAACAGAAGACGAAUUUAAUCCAAGAUCAGCUCAACAGAAAUAUUUAUCACAUUCUCUCAUAGAUCUCCUUAGUCAGAUUAGUCCAGCUUUCAAAAAGAAUUUCAAUAUAUUGUUGAAGAAGAGGGCCAAUAAACAUCCUUUUGAAAGAAUGACAACACCAUACCAAGUAUAUAGUUGGAUGGCUCCCAUGCCUGAGCAUAGUGUAGAUUAUAUCAGAGCUGAAGAUGCAUUCUCCACAAGAUUAGGAUAUGAAGAGCAUAUUCCUGGUCAGACCAGAGAUUGGAAUGAAGAAAUACAAACAACUAGAGAACUACCUCGAAAAACACUUCCAGAGAGGCUUAUACGAGAAAGAGCAAUAUUUAAGGUUCACAGUGACUUUGUGGGUGCUGCCACCAGAGGUGCUACGGCUGUUAUAGAUGGUAAUGUCAUGGCAAUUAAUCCUGGAGAAGAGGCUAAAAUGCAGAUGUUUAUCUGGAACAAUAUUUUCUUCAGUCUUGGAUUUGAUGUCCGAGAUCAUUACAAAGAUUUUGGUGGUGAUGCCGCUGCAUAUACUGCUCCUGGUAACGACUUGCAGGGAGUGAGAGCUUACUUCAGUGUUGAUAAUGAAGGACUUUACACCCUGGGAACUGUUGUUGUGGACUACAGAGGUUAUAGAGUCACUGCUCAGAGUAUUAUUCCAGGUAUUUUAGAGCGAGAACAAGAACAAUCUGUGGUUUAUGGAUCUAUAGACUUUGGUAAAACUGUCGUAACCAAUGACAAAUAUAAAGAACUGUUGAAGAAAACAUCUAGUCAAUUAAAAAUCAGACCUCACAAUGUGUUGAAUGAAAAAAGUGAGGCAGUAGAGUUAUAUUCAUCACUAGAGUGCAAGGGUAUAGUUGGGAAUGACCAGCGACAUUAUAUUUUAGAUUUGCUGAGAACUUUUCCUCCAGAUCCAAACUACCUUAAAUUUGAAGAUGAAGAAUUAAGUAAAACAAUGAUGGAGAUGGGAUUCCCUCGUCAGUUCAGACAUAAAUUAGCAUGUCUACGACAAGAAUUAAUAGAAACAUUUGUAGAAACUAGAUAUGUAGCCUUUGUACGACAUGCAGCCUACCAAUUCCAGCAACUUCAGUUACAGAGACAAAACAAAAAAGCAGAAGAUCAAACAGAAUCAAAGAAAGAAGAAACAAAAGAUGAGAAAUCCAUAGAACCUAAGGCUUUGAUGAAUGGACAUAGUGAGACAUGUGACUCAGAAGACAAAGAUGAAGAUAUAGAAACUGAUGAGGCCAAAAAAAUAGUAGAAGCUCUUACUGCAGGUGAUGGGCAAACAUUUGAAGAAAAUAGUAAAGAUAUAGUGAAGAAAGCUGCACAAGCUGUUGGUUCUCUUAGUGAUACAGAAUUCAGUAUAACCUUUAACCCCGAUGUUUUCCAGUCACAUGUCAAACAUGCUGAACCAGAGGGUGAGACAUUCAAGAAAGAAAAGAAACUAGUCAAAGAUGCAGCUGAAUUUUUAGUGCUUCAUCAGAUUCCUUCAUUGGUGAAUGAUUGUAUGGAUCAUACAUCCUCACCUAUUGAUGGUCUGACCUUGACAGAAGCAAUGCAUAACAAGGGUAUAAAUAUGAGAUACCUUGGUAAAGUUGCAGAUGUCAUGUCCAAAUACUCAUCUGUUUCAUAUGUAUAUGAUAUUGUUAUAGCAGAAUUAAUUACUAGGGCAGCUAAACAUUUGUUUAAGAGUUAUAUGCAGGGAGUUGACAUGAUGAGUCUGUCGUCUGCUGUCAGCCAUUUUCUAAACUGUUUUCUGGGAUCUUUCCCAUCUCCACAUGCUCAGAUAACUGCUGAGGAGUUGCAGAGUAAGAAAGCCAGAAGAAAGAAUAAUAGAAAAAAUAAAGCUGUAUUAGUUAGUAUAGAUAACACAGAAUGGGUAAAUGAUACACCCAAAACAGUUUGGAAGAAAGUGGCAGAUGAAGUUCAAGAUUAUUUCCAGUACACAUUAGACUGUGAUUCUAUAGAUAGUGCCUUAGAAAGGUAUAACUUACAGAGGGUAUCCCUGUUGAGACAGUUCUGUCUGAAGGUUGGAAUUCAGAUCUUACUGAAGGAGUAUAAUUUGGAUGCCAAGAAUAAACAAGUGUUCUAUGAAGAUGAUAUAAUCAAUGUCUUUCCUAUUGUUAAAAAUGUUCAUCCUAAGGCCACUGAUGCUUACCACUUUUUCACAAGUGGACAGACAAAGAUUCAACAAGGAUUGUUACGGGAAGGUUAUGAACUGAUCAGUGAGGCUCUGAACCUACUGAACAAUGUGUAUGGACCCAUGCAUGCUGAGAUUGCUGCCUGUCUACGAUUGCUUGCCAGACUUAAUUAUAUAAUGGGAGAAUAUGGAGAGGCCAUGUCGUAUCAACAAAGAGCAGUACUAAUGAGUGAAAGAGUACUUGGUAUAGAUCAUCCAAAUACUAUUACAGAAUAUGCACACCUUGCCUUGUACUGCUUUGCCAACAGUCAGGUAUCUAUUGCCUUACGAUUGAUGUACAGAACAAGAUAUCUUGCCUUGUUAUGCCAUGGUGACAAUCAUCCAGAAGUAGCUCUUAUAGAUAGUAAUAUAGGUUUGAUCUUACAUGCAGCAGAAGAGUAUGAACUAUCAUUGAGAUUCUUAGAGAAUGCCCUGCAAAUAAACUCAAAAUUCCAUGGUGCUAAAAGUUUAAAGGUUGCUAUGAAUUACCACUUGGUAGCCAGGACACAUUCCUGUAGGGGAGAUUUCAGGGCAGCUUUACAAAGUGAAAAAGAAGCUUUUACCAUCUACAAACAUAUGCUUGGAGAAGAACAUGACAGAACAAAAGAGAGUUCAGAAUGUUUGAAGCACCUCACACAGCAGGCUGUCGUCUUUCAGAAGAAAAUGAACGAGAUCUAUAAAGGAGAAAAAUCAAUUACAUUCCCUCCAUUACAGAUACAAACACCUUCCAUUGGCAGUGUGUUAGAAACAUUAAAUGUUGUUAAUGGAAUCGUAUUUGUACAAAUCAGCCCUGAAGAUAUUGAAAGAUUCAAGAAACAAAUGGCUCUUAAAUCAGUAGAGAAGGACAGUGAACUAGAACUAAAAGAACCAGAGGACAAACUGUCAAUCAAGGAAGUCAAGGAGGAGUUACCAAAUGGAACAUUAACCAAUGGCAGUUUAGAAACAAACACUAGCGAAAUGUCUCUGCCCUUAGAUUGAAGAUCAAAGGUCAAAUGAUGGUGGUGUGACCAUAUAUGCAAGCAUUUAAUCAAAAAGAUGCAAAGCAGAGAACAUUGAUGUGCAAACUUGGUCAGGUAUUCGUGUUCAGUGAAGUGUAAAGACAAUAUGUUGUACCAGUUCAUAGAAUUGUGGCUGAUCAGUUUCGCUGUUAGGUUAUAAGCUGAUCUGUUGUUUUAUAUUGAAAAAAAAAGAUAUUUUAACAUUUUUACUGCCACUAUUCAAAGACCUUAGUGAUCUGUAUAAAAUAAUAAUUAUGUAUACAGUAGCACUUAAGAAGUAGAAAUGACUGUAUAUUAUGUAUAGAAGUGUGGUUUGUUAAGUUUAUUUCAUUUAUCUAUGAGAGUUGUCAAAUUUAAUACAUAUAGCUGUGAUUUUUAGAAGAGUGUAUGUCUAUAUAUGUGUAUGAUGACCAGUUUAAUUAAUGAAUUGUGAUUUUGAUUAAUAUAUGUUAUAUGAAGUAUUUGAUCAUGAUAAUAAGUAUAUUUGAAAAAUUUCGUCCCUUUGCAUUUCUAUACUAUACAAUUUUUUUUUAUGUACACAGAAAUUUCUUGGAUUAUUUUACAUAAAGUGUAUACUCCACAGGAUUGCAAUGAAACUUCAAACAUUAUACACAUCUGUUGAUAACAUUUUUGAAUUAAAAGGAAUUUAAACCUUCGUGGCUGUUGCAUUAAAACUUAAAAAAAAAAAAAGAAAGGUACAUGGUUCCCAGCAAAAACACUUUGAAAAUAGGGAAACAACGUUUGGAGGCAAUUUUAUAACUCCUCUUACUUUUUCACUGUACAAAAACACUCACCCAUAGAUGAUGUUUUAAAGCCUUCUGGGUCACAUGUAUGUUUUUACGGAACAGCCCUUAAUGGAGAUAAUAAGGAUUAAACUUCAUUUUUGAGACUUCUACAAUUUCAGAGUAAAAACAUCCAUAUAUUUUAUAUAAAGAUUUUUCUUGGAACAAGUUACCCGUUAUACAUCGUGAGAUAAACCAGAUAGAAAAUAUUGGUAUUGUACAGUUUUCUGAAGAUAAAAAAGGAAUAGUAAUGAAUUUUCGUAAAAUUAUACAUGUUACUCAUGUAUUACAUUUUUUUUUUAUCACAAAACAUUAAUAUCAUAAUGAAGUUUAUCAUCUGAAAUAAAAUAUUGUAUGAAGUAUUCAAAAAUAUGUAAAUAUGUAAAUAAUUUUCGAAGCAUGUAUAUACCAUUAUUUAGUUUUAUUUCAAGGCAUAGUUGCAUGAUUGAGGCUUAUAGAUUUUUUUUAAGAUAGUCUGAAAUAAUGUGUCAUGCAUGAAAUACUUGCCACUGGACAUAAAGCAACCAACAACCGAUCAAUGUAUUGUGCACAGUUCAAAUCAUCAUGUGAUUAAUGGCACACAUUAUUGAACCAUUGGUUAAUUUCAAAUCACACUUUGUUUCAAUGAAAUUAUGUACUCAAGCAUGAAGCUUGAAAUCUUUUAUACUGAAUUUUUAUUUUUUCAUUUUAUGAAGAGUAAGUUUUAGUACGGAAAAUAUGACAUUGAGGACAAAAAUGCAGAAUAAAAAGUGUCUUGAAGAAAGAAAAAAAAAAAAAAAUUGAUAGUUAUAUAUGUAAUAACUUUGCUACUUAACUUGUCUGACAAGACAAACUUAUAGAUCAGUGAAAAUAUAUGUCGUCAAAUAUGGUGCAUGUCAAUAUUAUUUUUAGUUGUGUAUUUUACCCAAUCAUCCAAUCAAAUUCAUAGAUGACAUGAUAUUUAAUUAUGUCUUUAUGACACAUUCCAAGCGAUAUUAGUGCUAUAGUGUUGCUUCAUUCCAUUUAUUUUUUAUUUAGUAGAUCUGUAGUGUAGAUUCCUCUAUUCCAGAAUUCCUAGUUUGGUGCUCCUAAUGUUUCUUUAUGUGCAUGUAUAUAUUAUCAUUAAGGGGAGUCCACUCAGUUUUCAGGGGAGAUGAUUGUAUUAUUUGAAAGAGGUGUUUUGUGAUUGAAAUAUUUUUUCAUUUAAGAAAAUCAUGCAUUUUGUAUUAAAUUCUGUUUCAAAGAUUUUCUGAUUUGUUAAAUUCAUUACUGUUGUCAGGGAUUCAUUGUUGGGGGGCAACAAAUUGUGAAACAACCAGCAAAUGAGAUAUAUUCUGCUUUAAAGGCCACAAUGAACUUUUUUUGUUUUGUUUUGUUGUUGCUGAUAUCUUUCUUUGAUCUCUAGUUGAAGAUUUAAUAUAAAUAUUAUCUUGAGCUUCAGUAUUUAAUGAGAAAAUAUAUUAAUGAAUAAAAGGUGUAUCAUUAUAGAUCAUAAUAAAGGGUAAGAAAUAACCAUAGAAUAUCUUCAUAACAUAUAUUAUUUAUUUAUAAGAAAAACAUUAUUGAUAGCAAUACUAUUGAGAAAGAAAGUCUAGUUAUUUUACAGCAAAGACUGUUUUAACUUUUACCCAGUUUACCGUUAUUUUGCAAAUUUGAUAAAAGUUGUAAGAGCAAUUAAAAAAUACAGUGUUGACAAUAAACUAAGGUGAAUUUACCUGAAUUGUUUUUUUUUUACUGAAGCAGUUUUUGUGUCGACUACAAAACUAAGGCCUUCUGUUUCUGGCGUAAAAUGCAGGAGAGACAUAUCUCAAACCAAUAACUUUUUUUCAUAACAUUGGUAACAGUUUGAAUAAAAAACAGGUAUUUAAAAAAAAAAUACUGAAAACUGGUCUUUGCUUUAAGAUGAAAUAUUUAUGUUUCUGUGUGUGAUUAUUUUAGUAUUAUGAAUGCAAGUGAAAUAGUUUUUGCCAAUUAUUUUAUCAUUUUGUGCCAAUUAUCCAUAUUUUAGACAGAACAAGAAAUACACUAUAAUAGUAUAUAUGUACAUAUUGUUUUGUUAUUUGUGUGUGAUAGAACAACAUUAGUUGACAAUUUUGUUUGUUUGUUUGAUAUUAUAGUUAAUGAGGACGGAAAUACAAAUAAAAUCAGUCGAGGUUGGUUGGGAAGAUAACUCUAUAUGUAAUCGGUGUAUCUAUUGCUUAAAUGGAUAUUAUUUCCAUGUUAUAGAAUCAUAUAGUAGAAUCCCCCAAAAAGUAAGAAAAAAACAAGAAAAAAAAAUUAAAUAAGAUGAAUGAUGCAAUUGCAUAUAAAUAUCUUUAUUUAAAAAUGAUAUAAAUAAUGCAAUUGCAAAAAAAAAAAAAAAAAACAAUUAAAAAAAAAAAUAUAUAUAUAUAUAUAUGAAUACAUUAAUUAAAAAAAUAAAGCAAAAAACAACAAAAACCUUUUAAAAAAACAUUGGCUGAGAGUCUGGUUGUAUUUAAACAAGUGUGUCAUAUUGCAUUUAAACUUAGAUAAUUCAUGUAUGUGUUGUUUGUAAUCAUAUGCAUUCAUUUUCUUAAAUCGUCAAUAAAUGUAUACUAACAAUCAUUAAGGCUAUUCCUUGAAAUGGAUAUGGAAAGGUAGGAUGGAUUUUCAACCCAUCCACCCCCUUUUCUAUUAUAAAGGUAUUUUGCAUACAGAUUUAAAACCAUAAAUACCCAAAACCUAUGUCCAAAACUUCCCUUCCAACCUUCCUACAUUUAUUUUAUUGGAAUAGGCCUUGACAAGGUAAAGAUACUGUUAGCAGCUCACUUCACAAGAAAGAGACUUAAUGUUUAUGUACUAGAACUUAUAACUAGGAUGAACCUUUCAUUUUUUAUGAAACACCAGUAAAUUUGAGAAAAGGCUAGUUUUAAGUAUUCCACAGAUCAAACAUUAUUGCUUUCAUUUAUUUUCGUUGGUAUCAAUUUUUGUGGAUUGAGGAAAACUUAUUCCUGAAUAUUUGAUUUCGUGGUUUUGCCAAAGUCUGCAUAUAUUCCAAUAGAUAAUUUGUAAUUCGAUGAAACAUUAAAUUCAUGGUUCUGCAGUAUCUAUGAAAUUUGGUAUCUGACAAAUAACAAAGAAUCAACAUAAAUGGUUUCCAGGUCCUAGCUUCCCCAAUAAGCUGGUUAUCUCCUUAGCAACAUCCUGGUAUGUCCCUGAUCCUUAUAUGUGUUAGAGCCAAUUAGAUAAAGGACAAGCAACCAGUCAAAGCUUCUCAACAAUGUCGACUGAUUCUGUUGUAUUUCUGUCAUAUUUGUUGUGACACUAAUUAAAUCCUUCAGUGGAUAUGAUUUUUAAUAAUAAAGAUGAAAAAAGUA